UUUAUCAACUGCUACAUAGGUUAUACAUUCAACAUAGUUCUCUACAAAUCGCGAUCGUGUUUCGCAUCUAUUCCCAGUUACGUUUUAUCAUUUUCAUUUUACAGCCUCGUUAUCAAGCCUUAGUGGGUGGUUGUGAGCCGUUACAGAGCUUUUUGCAUAAACGCUUAGCAGAGAACUUGAACAGUGAAGCGGCGCUAGGUACUGUGGGCGAUGUCGCCCAGUGCGUGCAAUGGCUGCGCUCUACCUUUCUCUACAUACGCGCCGCUCGUGAUCCCAAAAAGUAUCUAGGAUUACCGCAAAAUUCACCGCAACAUCUUAUCUCUAAGAAAAUUGAGGAACUGUGUGUGAAGGCAAUGAACGGUUUAGCUUCUUCGGGACUUAUAACUAUGGAUGAAGCAAGUUGUAUUGAAUCGACUGAAGCCGGUCGCCUCAUGUCCAUUUUUUAUUUGGAUUUGGAAACUAUGAAAAAUAUUAUGAAGAUUGAAGGUUCAGAAUCGUUAGAACGUCUUCUUUAUAUUAUAUGCGAGAGCCAUGAGUUAGCGGACAUGCAUCUACGAGUCGACGAGCGUCGAUGUCUGAACACUCUGAAUAGGAACAACGCCGCGACAACCAUACGAUUCCCUAUGAAGGGCAAGAUCAGUACGCGACAAAUGAAACUUAAUUGUGUAAUACAAGCUGUACUCGGCUGCCUGCCAAUCCCCGAUCCGUCUCUCAAUCAAGAGGCUAUGAAGAUUAUGAGGAUUGCUGAUAGAGUUUGUAAAUGUUUAGUAACGUAUGUCACUCGAGCAAACCCAAAUACUAUUCAACCUCCAUUUUACUCAGCCGUACUAAAUUCCAUAAUCUUAGCAAAGUGUGUAUCAGCACAUCUAUGGGAGAAUUCUCCAUUCGUCAGUAAGCAGUUGAAGGGGAUUGGCCCAACUUUCAGUACGUUGCUCGCGUCUGCUGGUAAAGUCAACUUCAUGUUACUUGAGGAGAGCCAUCCGAGGGAUUUGGAAAGGAUAAUGAACAAAGGUGCUCCAGCCGGUAAUAUCCUCCGCAAACAGAUAAGUUUGCUUCCAAAAUAUCAGGUGACGAUGACGCCAAUAGACGACAAAAUUGUCAACAUAAAACUAGUGUUACUAAACCAAGCUUUUCUAUCAGAAAACAUGGAUAAUUUGACAGCUGGAGAUGGGCACAAAUUUUACGUUGUUGUUGGAGAUUCUAGCAAUCACCUAUUAUUACUCGCUUCAUACAAAGAUAGAGACCUCAUAAGUGUCUUUAAUGGCACUAUAACUCACGAAGUGAGACGAAAACAUAAUUUCGAACACAAAAUAUUUGUCCAUUGUAUCAGUUCCAGUUUCGUCGGAAUCGAUGUACAGUCAGAAUACUUAUUCAAAGAUUUAGAACAGCAAGCUAUGCCUUGGCCCGAAACACCUAAAUUCGGUGCACCGGUGAAGAAAAAUACUGCGAGGCAAACAUGCAUAACUGAUACGUUUAAGGAACGCAAAAGAAAAAACGUCGAGCCUAUAGAUAAAACACAGUCAAAAGAAAAAAGAAAACGCGACACUGCCAUAAUAGAAAAUUUCAAAAGCUUAAAAGAUUCUUUUUUAACUGCAUCCAAAAAUAUAAAAAGAAACCUGCAUUUAUCCAAUCAACAUGAUAAAGUGUUAACCAAUAAUGUAACAGAUAUAAGUAAGGCAUCUUAUAAUAUUGAUGCAAUAAACAAUGUUCCAACCGUAACCAACAACCCAGUCAUUGAAACUUUAAAUUUGUUUCCUGACCAAAACGAUUGCACUGAAGAUAUUGAUAGUUAUGACCCUGACGAUGAAAAAAUUGACAACUUACUAAGUGAAAUCGAAUCCGAAAUGUGUAAACACAAAGGAAGUUCGGUCAUUGCUACUACAUCUGCGAACAACAACAGUUUGUAUUCAGGACAACAAAGCUUAAACUUCCCUAAACUAACUCGUGAAACAAGAAAGCGCAAACCAUUUACUACUAAAUCCAAUUACACCUUCAUAGAUGUAAUAGAAAAGAAAUCAUCUAUUGGUGAUAAAGAGAAUGACAUAUACACUUCUCACGAAGAUAAUGGAUUUUCAGAUACUAUAAAGGCGCACAUUCAAAAAUACUUAACUAAAACCAAGAAUGUGGCAAAACAGACUGAUGGAAAACUAGAAAUAUUGUUUAACUCGGCUGGCAACAAUCAAAAUGUUUCAAUAAGUAAGCAACAAGAAUGUUUGCCGGAAGCACAAUUACCUCAUGAAAUACCCGCAAGCCCUACAUAUAACCAAUAUCCUAAAUACGAAAUUAAAGAAAUUUUGGGGACUAAUGAUUACGUCGGACGAUGCAAUGCCAUGGUGAACAUUCAAAGAAAUCAAAAUGAAGAAUUAAUAACUUGUAAAGAUACACAAAACGACAAUAAUGAAAGUAAUACCCGUAUGUUUAUUGCCGAUGAAGUUAUAGAAAAGUGUAAUAAAAAUUCUACAUUACCAGUAAACAAUUCUAAAACAGUGAUUGGUUACGAGUCUGCAUCAGGUACUGCUACUGGAGAUAUGAUGCUAGUGCCAAUGCCAUUAGUACAUGAUAACAGUGAGAUGGAUUUCUCGGUAUUAAGUAGAGGCAAUCCUUCUAAAGCCGAAAAUAGUACUGAUGACACUGCUGUCAGUCUAUUAAACCGAAAUAUAUCCAAUUUACAUUUAACUAUUCCAAAUAUAAUUGAUUGUGAUGAAAACAAUAGUUUGAAACAGCUGGUAUGUAUUCCAAAAGAACCUUCAAAUGAGGACGAACAUAGUGAAAUGCAAGAAGACUAUUCCAGCGAUAUGAGUCUAAUGCCUAUAGACAACAAACUGUUAACUUGUAUUCCUCUAAAAAAUAAAGACGAUUGUAAAACCUUAACGAUCAAGAACUUUAAUGAUUGCUCUGAUGACAGACAUAAUAAAUUCAUGCAAAAUAAUAUGUUAACAAUCGAUGCUGCCGGCCGUAAGAUUCACAAUCAAGUACUAACUAAUAGAAACAGUUGUCUAGAUACAGAAGGGUUAAAGUUUCCAUUUUGGAAUAUAAUCGAUGAAAGUCUAAAUGAUACCACACAAAUAAAUGAAUUUGUACCUAAACCUGAGUAUGUAAAGAAAUAUCGUUAUUCCACAACCAAAGUAGAUACCUGUACUAAGCAAACUUCAGAAUAUAAUGUAAAAGUUAUAAAAAGAGUACGAUUGGAUAUGGAUGUUACAGAGAUUGUAACCCGAAAACGGAAUCAGAGUUUUGAUAAGAAUAUAAAUUCUGAUUCUGAAGAAAUACAUAAAAACAGUAACAGUAUGCAAUUUAUAGACCCAGUGGUACAUGAUGAAACCAAUAUUCAGAAUAAAUCUAGAAAUUUGGAAAAACGUGAAACGCAAAACGCAUGCAACUACAGCGGAUCUAAACAUGGUUUUCUGCUGGCGAGAAAAGAUCAAAUUAAAGUCGAAAACAAUCAGAUUAUAGCUGACGACCACGAUGGUUGCUGCAAUUUGCCUGAAAUACCAUUUACAAUGGGAAAUCAGGAAGUGAUAAAUUUAGAUGAAAGACAAAACACUAAAACCUUAUUUAGUGAACCAGUAAGAAUAUCGGAUAACAAUGAAGAGAAAGACACAAUGGAUGCUCCUCUAAUACAUGAAAAUAGUGUUGACAAUAUUUUACAAAAAUAUGGCAGGAUACUUGGGAAAAGUGUCACUAAGAAUGUAGCUUCGGACUGUUCGGGACAAAACAAAAUGAUUAAGGACGAUAGAUCUCCAAGACCAAGAUGUACAAGACCGUUUAAGAUAAGUGAUAUUCAUAAAUUGCAUGCGACAAUACCAAGUAACAUACUAAAAGAUCAUAACCAGGUAUUCAACGAAAAUUCAAAACAAUUUACAGUCGAAUACAAUAACCCUGAAGUGCACGAAUUGCAACUAACGAACCUAAAUCAACCUUUACAAAAUGCUGAAAUGAGUCAAGUAGAAAACACAGAUUCCAAAGACGAGUAUAUUUCAGAUGCAGAUAUUGACCCAUUCAUACUUCCGGAAGUAGAUUUAGAACCUUCAGAAGAUUUCAAAAUAGAUCAAUCGAUGUUUGAUCCAAGGACACUUUUAAAAUGUGUAGUGAAUGAUAACUAUUGUGAUGAAUUAAUUCCCCCACCUCCAGAAUUUUGCAGUGAAGAUACUGUUUCGCCUGGAUGUAGUGCUAGUAAUUUAAUUUUGGCAGAUAGCUACGAGUCUGUCAAGGAACCUAUGUUUGGCUUAAAUGAAACAGUAAAAAAUAUAGAUAACCCUGAUACCGUCAACUUUACUCCAAGAAUUAUAGAAACGUGGAAUUUGUCCAGAGAUGACAAUUGGGAGUCUUAAGAUUCAUUAAAUUUAAGUCCAGUUAAAUCCUCAUCUGUGACGCGUAGAAAUACUCUGAACAUAAACUCAAGAAGCAGCGUAAUAAGUAGGCGUGACAGGCUAGGCAAAUUUAUGUUUAACAAUAAAGUCAAACUGAAAAGAAAAUAGAUCAGAUUCUGAUGGUACACAAUUGUUUUUAGUUUUUUUUUUUUUAAUAAAACCAUAGAAUAAUGAAAAUGUUCUAUUUUUGUAGCCUAUUUAAUGAGUACGUCAACACGACAAGAAAUGCUUCUAUUCAAUGCAAUGAAAAAAGUACGCUUCAAGAAAUAUGAUUGCUUUUUUUCUUUGGUGGUAAUGUUAUAUUUAACCUAAUGCAACUACGACUUUGCUGCGUUUAACAUAAAAUACUCGAAAAGCACUCCUUAUUACAACAGCUACCGGCCAAUUAAACCGUACCCGUCUAAAUCGGUCCAGGCAUUUCGAAGAUUAGCUGGAACCAAAAGACCGACAGAUAUUUUUUUUUCUUAAUAUAUGUACUGUAUACAAUACAUAUUUAUAGGCAUGUAGUAAAAAUGAUUAUUUUAAAUACUAGCUAUCCUGGUGAACCGCCUAAGUGAUGAUAACAAAAUGCAGUCAAAAAUACACAAAUUUGGUUUAUCUUCCAACUUGUUCAUAUUUUACGACCUUUUAACCUUAACUGAACUUCAACAAAUAUUUCUAGACUAAUAUAGCUAAAUUGGUUCUAUUGGUCUUUGAAUAAAUUAUUUCUAGUUGUAUGUAUUUUUAAUGCCACAUCAUAAAAAUAAAAAAUUUCGUCCAAAAAAUAUUUUUUUUUGUGUGAGCAAUCCUUAACACUUGGGGUAUGUGAAAAAUAGAUGUUUGUCGAUUCUCAGACCCACUGAAGACGCAUAUAAAAUUUGGUAAAAAUCGGUUAAGCCGUUUCGGAGGAG
Molecule: messenger RNA, 5260 nt
Organism: Trichoplusia ni (cabbage looper)
Lineage: Eukaryota; Metazoa; Arthropoda; Insecta; Lepidoptera; Noctuidae
Exons: 10
Coding region: 354-4331 (1325 amino acids)
Source: RefSeq, a predicted model, not a curated record